GGAUAUGGGAGGAAGACGGCGCUGUCCAAUUGGAUUAACUCGCCGCCCUAUAAGCAAGGCAUACCAGACAGAUAUUAUGAAACCGCGAAGACCAACACAUCGCAGACUAGGAAAGCCAAUGCGGCUUUCGUCGUGUUGGCAAGGAAUAGUGACCUUCCCGGGAUUUUGGAGAGCAUCAAGCAGAUGGAGGAUAGAUUCAACAAAAAGUUCCAAUAUCCAUACGUUUUCUUGAAUGAGGAAGAUUUCUCUGAAGACUUUAAACAGUGGACUACUGAGAUCACUUCGUCACCUUGCGUAUACGGAAAGAUCCCUCACGAUCAUUGGUUCCAACCUGAUUGGAUCGAUGAAGAGAAAGCUACUGUUUCUCGUCUCGACAUGAUCAAGAAUAAGGUUAUUUAUGGACACUCCGUACCAUAUCGGAACAUGUGCCGGUUCAAUUCGGGGUAUUUCUUUAGACACGAGCUCCUGAAAAAUUAUGACUACUACUGGAGAAUAGAACCCAGCGUAAAAUUGUACUGCGACCUUGAUCACGAUCCGUUCCUAUUUAUGCAAGAUCACAAGAAAGUUUAUGGCUUUACGAUAUCCCUUUACGAGUACAUUGAAACCAUCCCCACGCUGUGGGAUGCUGUGAAAGAAUUUAUGCAGUUACACCCUGAGUAUAUGCCAAAAGAUAACGCUUUAGGUUUCUUGAGUGAUGAUGGUGGCAAGACGUACAACCGGUGUCACUUCUGGAGUAAUUUUGAGAUUGGUGAUCUCAACUUCUGGAGAAGCGAAGCCUACAUGGAGUUCUUUGAGUUUUUGGACUCGAAGGGCGGCUUCUAUUAUGAGCGAUGGGGUGACGCACCCGUACACAGCAUUGGCGCCUCCCUAUUUGCGCACAAAGACCAGAUACACUUCUUCGAAGAUAUCGGGUACCGUCACGAACCUUUCCAGCAUUGCCCUCAAGGGAAGUCGCAUGCCAAAGGAAAGUGCUGGUGUUCAGUCAAGGAUAAUUUCGACCGAGAGUGGUACUCCUGCUUGAACAAGUAUGAUGCCUUAUUCCCGAAGCUCUCAGGGCGAGAUGCCUUGGACAGUAGUAGAUGA
This is a messenger RNA of Cantharellus anzutake, 1083 nucleotides long. RefSeq names its product glycosyltransferase family 15 protein. Gene Ontology annotation, cellular component: membrane; Golgi apparatus. Gene Ontology annotation, biological process: protein N-linked glycosylation; cell wall mannoprotein biosynthetic process. Gene Ontology annotation, molecular function: alpha-1,2-mannosyltransferase activity. The transcript has 10 exons. The record is from RefSeq and is a predicted model, not a curated record. NCBI's taxonomy places the organism in Eukaryota, Fungi, Basidiomycota, Agaricomycetes, Cantharellales, Hydnaceae. The annotation marks the transcript as partial.